AUGUCUGACGCUGAAGAAGGCUCCACCAAUCCGCGGCGAUGGAAGUUCCAGUUCUUCGUCCGCAUGGUGUGGCCGGAGCGCAACUUGGUGAUGACCGCUUACCCGGAAGAGACGGUAAAAUCGGUCCUUGCGCAGAUCGCGUGGGUGACGGGAAUGCCACUGAAGGAACUGAGAGUGAUAUACAACGGAAAACAACUUCAAUUGGAGAAGACUCUGGAAGAGUGCGGAAUCGAGAACGAUUGCAAUCUCAACAUCGUUGGUCGCUUGCGCAGCGGAUUGUACCCCGCGGCGUCGCACACUAUCGACUGCGUGCUCUCCCUGCUCGGCCAAGUGUGGACCUGCAACACGCAGCGCUCAUGCGAGGCCUUGAACACCUUGACGGGUCUUAUCACGCGCUAUUUCAACCUUCCUGGUUUCGUUGAGCUUUUCGCGGCCUCUAAUGCCCCCGCGAUGCUUGUCGCGGUCUACAACAAGCCUUGUGGUGCGCGUACCGGGAAACUCGCCGAGUCUUGCAUAACCUAUUUCCUGAGUUGUGCGCGCGCGAAGAACUCGCAGAGUGUUUCCAGUGGCGCGGUGAUGGAGUUUUGCAAGCAGCUUAGAAAGAUUGGGCGUGGACGCGAUGACCAUUUGUACGUUUCGUGUAGAAACACUUUGGGGCAUUUGUUGGAGACAAUUGGGGUUUCCUAUGGUUCUGGGAGUGUGAAAAAGAGGGUUUCGCUUCACGAUGUUUUCUCCUUUGUUCCUGAGCUUGCGGAUAGGUUGUUAAUGGGUUUGGAUAAUAGUAAGCAGUGUAGAAACAUCACAAGGCCUUCCCUGGGAGAUGUUUUGGAUUUUAAAACAUUUUUGGCCCCUUUGAGGAAUCAAAUUAUUCUGCAGCAGCAAUUGUUGAGGGGUUUUGUGAGUGGGGAUGGAAACUGUAGCGUGGAGAAGGAUGAUGACCAAUUGCUUGCGGAAGAAGUCGAUUAUCUUCGGCUUGUGUUUCUUCGGUUGUUAAGCACAAUGGAUGAAUGCUUUAACUGCAUGGCGGAAUGCAUGGUGGACAAGGAACCUGGUGGGAAGGGUUUUGUUCUCUAUCCAUCAUGGUCUAUGUAUCUUCGUAUUUUGAAGGAGUUGUAUGAUACUUCUAAGGUCUUUGAUGGUGCAGAGGAAAUGUUUUGGACAAUUUUGAGGUUACAUAAGAAUAUGCUGUCUGCGCUUGUUGUUGGGUUUGUGAGGAUAGGAGAUGAGCAUCGGUGGAUUCUUGAUAACAGGAGUGUGACCACUUUUGAGUGUAGGAGGCAUUUGGCGAUGGUGCUGUUCCCCAUUGAAAGAGAAGACUUUGACAUGUUUCAUGAGAUGCUUAUUGACAGGUCUCAGGUACUGGCGGAGUCUUUUGAGUACAUAGGAGGGGCGAAGCCUGAGUCUCUGCGUUCUGGUCUGUUUAUGGAAUUCAAAAAUGAGGAAGCUACAGGACCGGGUGUGUUGCGGGAGUGGUUUGUUUUGGUGUGUCGUGGAAUAUUUGAUUCACGACAUGCUCUUUUUGUGGCUUGCCCGAAUGACUGCAGGAGAUUUUAUCCGAAUCCUGCAUCUAAGGUACAUCCUCGGCACCUUGAGUACUUUAGGUUUGCUGGUCGGGUAAUUGCAUUGGCUUUGUCCAAAAAGGUGCAAGUUGGUAUCGUCUUUGAUCGUGUAUUUUUCAUGCAAUUGGCUGGAAUUCAUGUUACCUUAGAAGAUAUACGGGAUGCAGAUCCAUACUUGUAUAGAAGCUGCAAGCAAAUAUUGGAGAUGGAUGCCAAUUUCAUUGAUUCAGAUGCAUUAGGACUGACAUUUGUUAGAGAGGUGGAAGAAUUAGGAUGCAGGAAAGUAGUUGAGCUUUGUCCUGGUGGGAAAAGCCUUGUAAUGAAUAGUCAUAACAGGGAGCAUUAUGUUGAUCUUCUUAUACAGCAUUGUUUUGUCAAAUCCAUAUCUGAGCAGGUAUCAAAUUUUGCCAAGGGUUUUGCUGAUAUUCUUUCCAGCUCAAAGGUUCAAGAGUUCUUCCAACGUUUAGAGCUUGAAGAUCUUGAUUGGAUGCUGCAUGGGAGUGAUAAUACAAUCUCUAUUGAAGAUUGGAAGGCACAUACCAAGUACCAGGGCUAUGAAGAGUCUGAUUGUGAGAUAUCAUGGUUUUGGGAGAUUGUUGGGAGAAUGUCAGCGCAACAAAGGAGGGUUCUGAUUUUCUUUUGGACAUCUGUGAAAUAUUUACCAGUUGAAGGAUUCCGUGGUUUGCCUUCCCCUCUAUUCAUUUGCAGGACUACGGAACCAAGCAAUCGCCUGCCCUCAUCUCACACAUGUUUUUACCAGCUGUGUUUCCCCCAGUAUUCAUCUAUGGCUGUCAUGCAUGAUCGAUUUGGAGUCAUCACUCAAGAACACAUUGCUUGUAGUUUUGGUACUAGUUAA
Sphenostylis stenocarpa is the source of this 2415-nucleotide messenger RNA. NCBI's taxonomy places the organism in Eukaryota, Viridiplantae, Streptophyta, Magnoliopsida, Fabales, Fabaceae. The record is from the annotation of a GenBank genome assembly.